Phasianus colchicus (ring-necked pheasant) is the source of this 1395-nucleotide messenger RNA. RefSeq names its product tyrosine 3-monooxygenase/tryptophan 5-monooxygenase activation protein epsilon (gene YWHAE). The record is from RefSeq and is a predicted model, not a curated record. NCBI's taxonomy places the organism in Eukaryota, Metazoa, Chordata, Aves, Galliformes, Phasianidae.
GUGCUGCCGCCAUAUUUGCCCGGAGAGCAGCGAGCUGGUAGCUGCUGAGCCCCCCAGACCCAUCGGCUUCCAUCCGCCCCGUACGCUCCCCGACGCCGCUCCGCCUGCAGGACAUGGACGAUCGGGAGGAUCUCGUCUAUCAGGCUAAGUUGGCCGAGCAGGCCGAGCGCUACGAUGAAAUGGUUGAAUCAAUGAAGAAAGUGGCUGGAAUGGAUGUGGAGUUGACAGUGGAAGAAAGAAACCUGCUUUCUGUUGCAUAUAAAAACGUGAUUGGAGCCAGAAGAGCUUCCUGGAGAAUAAUCAGCAGCAUUGAACAGAAAGAAGAAAACAAAGGAGGAGAAGAUAAAUUAAAAAUGAUUCGGGAAUAUCGGCAAAUGGUUGAGACUGAACUGAAGUUAAUCUGUUGUGACAUUCUGGAUGUACUGGACAAACACCUCAUUCCAGCAGCUAACACUGGCGAGUCCAAGGUUUUCUAUUACAAAAUGAAGGGGGACUACCAUAGGUAUCUGGCUGAGUUUGCCACAGGAAAUGACAGGAAGGAGGCUGCAGAGAACAGCUUGGUGGCUUACAAGGCUGCUAGUGAUAUUGCAAUGACAGAACUCCCACCAACACAUCCUAUCCGUCUAGGACUCGCCCUCAACUUCUCUGUAUUCUACUAUGAAAUUCUUAAUUCUCCUGAUCGUGCCUGCAGGUUGGCGAAAGCAGCUUUUGAUGAUGCUAUUGCAGAACUGGAUACGCUGAGUGAAGAAAGCUAUAAGGACUCUACACUUAUCAUGCAGUUGUUACGUGAUAACCUGACACUAUGGACUUCAGACAUGCAGGGUGAUGGUGAAGAACAGAAUAAAGAAGCGCUGCAGGAUGUGGAAGAUGAAAACCAGUGAGACACAAAGGCCAACAAGAGAACCCAUCUCUGACCACCCUUCCCCCUCCCCACAAAAACCCUCAGUGUCACUCUGAGAACCACCAAAUCUGACUUUUACAUUGGGUCUCAGAAUUUAGGUUCCUGCCCUGUUGGGUUUCUUUAUUUUUAUUUUUUUUUACACAGUUUAAAAGUUCUUAAAGGCAAGAGUGAAUUUCUGUGGAUUUUACUGGUGCCAGCUUUUAGGUUCUUUAAGACACUAACAGGACUGCAUAAAGGCUUUUCAGCAUUACUGUGUUGUCUCCUGCCAGCCGUGGUGAUGGCCAUUAGAAGUGGAUGUGACACCUGGAGGCUGUUAGACUUGUAGGGGAGAGAUUCCUUAUCACGAGGUAGCAUGCAUGUGGUGGCAUUUUUUCUUUUUUUAUAAUUGUUUAAACUGAAUUUUAUACCAAUGUUUAAACUUAAUUGGAUGUUUAGCUUGAAGUUACAGGUUGCAUUGGGAUGUAUAUUGUAGUGGGGUUACUGUAAUAAAAAAA